AGGGUUAACAGAGCUCCGGAGCAGCAGCCGGAGGGGCGGAGCGGCUGGCUGUUCUCUGCGGGGGGACGGAGCUUUCUCAGGCGGGAUGGAUCUGUCGCUACCCGGCGGCACUUCCUCUGAUCACCGGCCGGCAGGUGUUUGUUUGUCCGGACCUCCGGUGAAGAUGUCCGUCUCCGGGAUGAAGAAGCAGCUCCACAAAGCCAGCCAGCUGCUGAACGAGAGGCUGAUGGGAGCUGAAGGAACGAAGAUGGACGAGGACUUCCUGAAGAUGGAGAAGAGUGUUUUAGUGAUCAACUCUCUGCUGCUCGAGCUGAUCUCCAGAACCACCGAGGUCCUCCAACCAAACCCAGCGUACAGAGCCAAACUGAGCAUGCUCAACACCAUGUCCAGGAUCCGAGGACAGGGAAGGUCGGUGGGUUACCCGCAGACAGAGGGCAUGCUGGGAGAUUGUAUGUGUCAAUAUGGAUGCGAGCUCGGAGCGGCGUCUGAAUUCGGUGGUGCUCUAUCCGGUGUGGGUGAAGCUCUGCAACAGGUGGCUCAGGCCCGGGACGCCCUGGACGUCAACGUCAAACACAGCUUCAUUGACCCGCUGCAGGAUCUCCAGGACACCGAGCUGAAGGAGAUCAGGUUCCAUCUGAAGAAGCUGAACGGUCGCCGGCUCGAUUUCGACUACAAGAGGAGACGGAGGGGGAAAGUCCCGGCGGAGGAAGUGCGACAGGCCUGGGACAAGUUCAGCUCGUCUAAAGAGCAGGCGGAGAGGAGCAUGUUCGUCCUGCUGCAGAGCGACGUGGAUCAGCUCCGUCCUCUGGCCGCUCUGGUCUCUGAACUGUUGGACUUUCACCGUAACGCCCAACGUAUCAUGCUCAGUCUCCACGGCAACCUGCAAGCAAGGUUGACGGCGGCCUCGAACAGACCCGAGCGAAGGUUCAGACCCAAAAAGAUCCGGAUCAGAAGUGAACACAACGGCGGCCUCGGCCUCGGGUUCUACCACCAGCCGUCGCUCCCCUCCCCAGUUUCCUCAGCAGACGAGUUCACAGAGUUACCGUCCAGACCGGGAAGCCCCAUCUCCUGCUACGCUGACAGUAGGACGGUCCUGGAUCAGCCCUGUUGCCGGGCGAUGUACUCGUUCCACCCGAAACAGGAGGGCGAGCUGGACUUCAACGAGGGCGACAUCAUCAUCCUCACUAACCGCGUCGACGCCAACUGGUACGAGGGUGCGCUCGGCAGCAAGUCUGGGCUGUUCCCCGUCAGCUACGUGGACGUGCUGGUGCCUCUACCGUUACCAUGACAACACAC
Molecule: messenger RNA, 1296 nt
Organism: Labrus mixtus (cuckoo wrasse)
Lineage: Eukaryota; Metazoa; Chordata; Actinopteri; Labriformes; Labridae
Gene: sh3gl3b
Product: SH3-domain GRB2-like 3b
Exons: 9
Coding region: 86-1288 (400 amino acids)
Biological process (GO): synaptic vesicle uncoating
Cellular component (GO): cytoplasm; glutamatergic synapse; presynapse
Molecular function (GO): protein binding
Source: RefSeq, a predicted model, not a curated record